AUGUCGAAGAUGCUGACGAUAUACGAGGAGGACGGCGUGCGAGAGUGGAAGAUCGCGGAGUACGACUGCGAGCCGCUGUACUCGCACGUCGUCGAGAUCGCGAAGAGCGGCCGCGCGCGAUGUCGCAGGUGCAGCGAGCUCAUCGCGAAGGACACCGUCCGCGUCGGCGUCCCGAUCAAGUGGCGCGGCGGCAUGUUCGGAUGGAUCUCGAGCUGGCAGCAUCCCGCGUGCCUGCGCGUCCCCGGCUACACGCGCGACGAGCUGAGCGAGUCCAUCCACGGCGCGAAGACGCUCUUGACCGAGGCGCAGCUCGAGUCCCUCCUCGACGAGCUCACGAAUCCGGAGGCGGCGGAGCUGGACGAGAUCGACCCGAACGCGAGCGACUUCCUCGUCCGCGCGGACGCGCCGUCGCUCGACGCGCCGACGACGCUGACGCGAGAGCUCCUGUCGUUUCAGAGGGAGGGCCUCGGGUGGAUGGUCGCGAACGAGGCGUCGGACGUGAGAGGCGGGAUCCUCGCGGACGAGAUGGGGAUGGGGAAGACGAUCCAGUGCAUCUCGCUGCUGCUGCAUCAGAAAGCGAAGAGGGCGGCGGAGCGCGUGAAAAAGGCGAAAGACGGCGUCGCGGCGAGCGUCGCGGACCUCGCGCCUCGGCCGACGCUCGUCGUCGUCCCGACGUCGGCGCUCGCGCAGUGGGAGGAAGAGAUACGCGCGUGCACGUCGCCGAACGCGCUGUCCGUGCUCGUGUACUACGCGGACCGCAAGUCGCUCACUCCGGAGGUGGUAGCGAGGCACGACGUCGUGCUGACGACGUACCCGGUCGUGGAGGGCGAGUGGAGGAAGGUGGUGAACCGCGACCUCGUGCGGUGCGAGUACUGCGGCAAAAAACUUCUCCCGCGAUCGAUGAUCUCGCACAAGAAGUACUUCUGCGGCCCGGAAGCGGUGCGCACCGCGAAGCUGGCGAAGAGGGAAGUCAAGCGCGACGUCGCGAACGAGAAGGCGAUGCGAACGCUGAAGAUCAAGAGCGGGAAAGCGAGCGACGUCGUCGACGCGAACGCGGACGUCGUCGACGCGAAGAAGAAGAAGAAGAAGAAACCGAAGAGGCUCGACGCGGACGCAAACAUCGCGAGAGAGGUCGCAGACGCGAUGCCGACCAUCAGCAACGUGUACAAGGAGCUCAUGGCGAAAGCGGGGCGCCCGGCGCGGAGCAUGUACGAGGCCGCGCACGACGCGAGGGCGAAUCCGUUCGGAGGGGGAGGGGACGACGACGACGGUUCGGAUUCCGAUGACGGUUCGGAUUCCGGCUCGGAUUCCGGCUCGGUGAUGAUCGUCGGCGAGACGCCCGGGGACGACGCGGACGACGACGUCCUGCGCGUCGUCAUGGAGGUGUCGCGCCUCGAGGAGGAGGAGCGGCGACGGAAGCGCGACCACGACGGGCUCAUGGGCGUCGGGGGAGCGGCGAAGGGUAAAGCGAAGGCGUCGGAGAAGCAGAAGCAGAAGUCGUCGGACGAUACGAGUAUAAAGAAGAAGCCGAAGCGAACGCCCGGUCCGUACGUGAACUUUUGCAAGGAGACGCGGCCGAAGAUCGUCGAGGAAAACCCGGGAAUCACGUUCGGCGAGGUCGGGAAGAAACUCGGCGAGGCGUGGAAGAAGCUGAGCGACGACGAGAAGGAGCGAUACCGCUCGAAGGUUAUACCGCCCGAGGAGGAGCCCAAGGUGGAGCUCAAGGUGGAGCCCGCCGUCGUCGUCGAGGCGCGGGGGAAGCGAACCACGCGCGGCGCGAGCGCGAGCGCCGUCGUCGUCAAGGAAGAGGAGAACACCGAUGACGACGACGCCGCGAAGAAGGCGUCGAAGAAGGCGUCGAAGAAGCGCAAGUCCAGACGCGCCGGGAGCGACUCCGACUCCGACUCCGACUGGUCCCCGACCGAGGACGACGCGAAGCGGUCCCAGGAAGACGCGGACUCGCAGAUCGCGCGCGCGCUCGCGAUGGUAACAGAGUCCUCCGACGCGUCCCCGGACGGCGGCGGCUCCGGCCUCGGCGCCGGCGAAGACGACGUCGACCUCUCCGACUCGCUCUUGCACGCGGUGACGUGGGAACGGAUCGUCCUGGACGAGGCGCACAAGAUCAAAGCGCGAACGACGAACACCGCGAAGUGCAUAUACGCCCUGCGCAGCGCGUACAAGUGGUGCCUGACCGGGACGCCGCUGCAGAACCGCGUCGGGGAGUUGUACUCGCUCGUGCGUUUCCUUCGCAUGGACCCGCACGCGUAUUACUUUUGCAAAGUCAAAGGCUGCGAGUGCAAGUCUCUGUGUUGGAACUUCGGCCCGAACCAGCGCGCGUGCGCGGAGUGCGGGCACGCCGGGCCGAGGCAUUACUCGCACUUCAACCAGACGGUGAUCAACCCGAUCACGCGGUACGGAUACGUCGGCGACGGCAAGAAGGGUUUCCUCACGCUCCGCAACGACGUCCUCCUCCCCGCGCAACUCCGUCGGACGAAGGCGGAGAGAGCCGCGGACGUGAAGCUGCCGCCGCUGAAGAUUGAGAUUCGCGAGACUGAGUUCGACGAGGUCGAGCGCGACUUCUACGACUCGCUGUACAUGCUCACGAGGGCCAAGUUCGACGGGUACGUCAAGAAGGGCAGCGUCUUGCACAACUACGCGCACAUCUUCGAACUGCUCUCGCGGCUGCGUCAGGCGUGCGACCACCCGUACCUCGUGAUUCACUCCAAGACCGCGGGCGCGACCGGGCAGGGCGCGGCGCUCGGGGAAAAGAAGAAGAAGAACGCGAACCCGACCGACGCGCUUCCGGACGACGACGACGUCUGCCGCGCCAUCUCCAUCGCCGGCGCGGAGGAGCCGAAGCAUUACUGCGGCUUGUGCCAGGACGAGACCGAGGCGGACGACGCCGCGCUCGCGGGAUGCAAGCACGUGUUCCACCGCGAGUGCAUACUGCAGUACGGCUGCGUCGCGGCGUCGCCGGAGAGUGGGAAGAAGGUGACGUGCCCGGUGUGCCGCGUCCCGCUGACGAUCGAUUUGCAACCGACCGACCUCUCCGGGGUGCCGACGCGCGUCGCGACGUCCAUCGCGGCGAAGAAAAAAGACGAGCUCCCCGCGAAGAGCAUCUUGUCGCGCAUCGACCUCACGAAGUACACGAGCAGCACCAAGGUGGAGACGCUCCUGAGGGCGCUUCGCGAGAUGCGCUCGGGCGCGGACGGGCACCUGAACAAGGCGAUCGUGUUCUCGCAGUACACGUCCAUGAUCGACAUCGCGGAGUGGCGUCUGAAAAAGGAAAAGUUUGUCGUCGCGAAGCUGUUGGGGUCCAUGCCGGUGACGCAACGCGCGGCGAAUUUGAAAGCGUUCAGGGACGACCCGAACGUCAGCGUGAUCCUGAUGUCGCUCAAGUCCGGCGGCGAGGGGUUGAACUUGCAGGCCGCCAACUACGUCUUCGUGCUCGAGCCGUGGUGGAACCCCGCGGUGGAGAUGCAGGCGCGCGACGCGCCCGCCGGUCCGCGCGGUUUCAUUUUGUAUUUCACCCACCCCUCGGUGUCAACGUUUGACCGCGCGGUGAUGCGCGCGCAUCGCAUCGGACAGAGACGCGCGGUGACCGCGGUGCGAUUUUCAACGAAGAACACCAUAGAGGAGCGCAUGAUGCAGCUGCAGGAGAAGAAACGGCUCGUGUUCGAGGGGUGCAUGGACGGGAACCAGGCGAGCUUGUCGCAGCUCACCGAGGAAGAUUUGCAGUUUUUGUUCAAGCGGUGA
This is a messenger RNA of Micromonas pusilla CCMP1545, 3756 nucleotides long. Its product is annotated as SNF2 super family. The coding region runs from base 1 to 3756 and encodes 1251 amino acids. Lineage: Eukaryota; Viridiplantae; Chlorophyta; Mamiellophyceae; Mamiellales; Mamiellaceae. Gene Ontology annotation, cellular component: nucleus. The record is from RefSeq and is a predicted model, not a curated record. Gene Ontology annotation, biological process: nucleotide-excision repair. Gene Ontology annotation, molecular function: ATP-dependent chromatin remodeler activity; DNA binding; ATP binding. The transcript has 3 exons.